AUGAUGUUGCGAGCUGUGGGUCUUGUCUCCUCGGUCGCGAGAAGCAGAGUUUUCACAAACUGGAGUUGUGCGUCGUCAAGACGAUAUCUGUCAAGCUCACCCCAGCAUGACCCUCUUCGCGUGCUCUUCUGUGGCGCAGAUGAAUUCAGCAUUUAUUCGUUAAAAGCACUGAACAAGAUCAGAAAAGAGAAUCCUGACAAAGUAGCCUCUAUCGAUGUGGUUUGUAGGAAAGACAAACGUGUUGGUCGAGGACUGAAGCAGAUUCGGGAAGUUCCGAUCAAAAGUGUAGCAGGCACAGAGCUGGGUCUCAAUGUACACCAGAUUGACACAUUCACUGGCUGGACGCCGCCUCGACCUUUCAACAUGGUGGUUGCGGUGUCCUUUGGCUUGCUUGUCCCGCCACGCAUUCUGAAUGCAGCAAAAUACGGCGGUCUCAACGUGCACCCUUCAAUGCUUCCUGACUUGCCUGGUCCAGCACCAUUACAUCACACACUACUGCGACGACUGAACAAAACCGGCGUAACUUUACAAACACUGCAUCCCAAGCAUUUUGACCAAGGCAGAAUCAUUGACCAAACUGCUGCUCCUGGACUCCCCAUCCCAAAUGAAGCCUCCGCCACUCUGGACUCACUGUUGACCUGGAUCGGUCCCCUCGGUGCGGACAUGCUCUACAAGAAUAUCAUAACAGGCAGUUUUGCUACAAACCCCGACAUCAAACCUGCAGCCAGCCGAAGCCUCAGGAACACAAAGAACGACAUGUUUGGCCAACUAGAUGGCUCAGCCGACUACCCUCGUCAUGCCCGAAAGAUCACACCCGCAGAUCGCCACGUCAACUUCCGCUGGCCAUCAUCGGAGAUCCUUCUUAGAGAUCGUGUGCUCGGCCGACUGUUUGCAAUAGACACGAGUCUUGCACCGACGAAACGAAUCACCUUCCAUGGAUUCGAGGACUCUACCGACGCUUGCUGGGAACAGGUUCAAGCCAAGGGACCUGUGCUCAGGAUGGGCAACCAUCCCCUCGACCCUGGUGCGGUUUCGAUCUUCAGACAUGACAAGGAGAAACGCAUAUACUUCCGUUCCAAGGAUGGGUGGGUCAGCCCGGCAGAAGUCACUAUUGAGGGAAGCUCCAAACAGAAGGCGACUGUCAUUUAUGACAAGUUGAGAUCAACAAUGCCCGUGACUUGUUGUUGA
Messenger RNA from Aureobasidium namibiae CBS 147.97, 1188 nucleotides. Its product is annotated as Formyltransferase. The transcript has 3 exons. Gene Ontology annotation, biological process: biosynthetic process; conversion of methionyl-tRNA to N-formyl-methionyl-tRNA. The record is from RefSeq and is a predicted model, not a curated record. Lineage: Eukaryota; Fungi; Ascomycota; Dothideomycetes; Dothideales; Saccotheciaceae. Gene Ontology annotation, molecular function: methionyl-tRNA formyltransferase activity. Bases 1 to 1188 code for a protein of 395 amino acids. Gene Ontology annotation, cellular component: mitochondrion.